Labrus bergylta (ballan wrasse) is the source of this 1765-nucleotide messenger RNA. It is a transcript of the gene ldhba, whose product is annotated as lactate dehydrogenase Ba. Gene Ontology annotation, molecular function: L-lactate dehydrogenase (NAD+) activity. Lineage: Eukaryota; Metazoa; Chordata; Actinopteri; Labriformes; Labridae. The record is from RefSeq and is a predicted model, not a curated record. Gene Ontology annotation, biological process: pyruvate metabolic process; lactate metabolic process. Gene Ontology annotation, cellular component: cytoplasm.
CCUCCUCCUCCUCUCUGCAUACCGUGCAGCUCCACACUCUCGCCAUCUCUCUCACCAGCCGCUGCACCGUCUCCUCCACCGGCACCACUUUUCUGACACCAGCCUUUAGGAACACCUCCAGUCAUCUGCGAUCAUGUCGUCAGUCCUCCAGAAGCUGAUCAGCCCCUUGGCCAGCGCCCCCGCUGAGCCCCCCAGGAACAAGGUGACCGUGGUCGGGGUCGGCCAGGUGGGCAUGGCCUGCGCCGUCAGCAUCCUGCUGCGGGACCUGGCUGAUGAGCUGGCUCUGGUGGACGUGAUGGAGGAUCGUCUGAAGGGGGAGAUGAUGGACCUGCAGCACGGCAGCCUCUUCCUCAAGACCUCCAAGAUCGUGGCUGACAAAGACUACUCCGUGACAGCCAACUCUCGCCUGGUCGUGGUGACCGCCGGCGUCCGUCAGCAGGAGGGCGAGAGCCGCCUGAACCUGGUGCAGAGAAACGUCAACGUCUUCAAGUCCAUCAUCCCUCAGAUCAUCAAGUACAGCCCCAACUGCACGCUCAUCGUCGUCUCUAACCCCGUGGACGUGCUGACAUACGUGACCUGGAAACUGAGCGGUCUGCCCAAACACCGCGUCAUCGGCAGCGGCACCAACCUGGACUCCGCCCGCUUCCGCUACAUGAUGGCCGAACGCCUCGGCAUCCACGCCUCCUCCUUCAACGGCUGGGUGCUGGGCGAGCACGGAGACACCAGCGUGCCCGUGUGGAGCGGUGCUAACGUAGCCGGAGUGAACCUGCAGAAGCUGAACCCUGAGAUCGGCACCGACGCUGAUAAGGAGCAGUGGAAGGCCACACACAAAGCUGUGGUAGACAGUGCGUACGAGGUGAUCAAGCUGAAGGGGUACACAAACUGGGCCAUCGGUCUGAGCGUGGCCGACCUCACCGAGAGCAUCAUCAAGAACAUGAGCCGAGUCCACCCGGUGUCCACCAUGGUCAAGAACAUGUACGGCAUCAACGAGGAGGUCUUCCUGUCUCUGCCCUGCGUCCUGAACAGCAGCGGCGUGAACAGCGUGGUCAACAUGACGCUGACGGACGACGAGGUGGCUCAGCUGAAGAAGAGCGCCGACACGCUGUGGGGCAUCCAGAAGGACCUGAAGGACAUCUGAACACACACACACACACACACACACACACACACAGAGGCCUGUCGACACGCACACACUCCCUUUUUUACCGUCCUCUCUCUCAAAGCGUAGCGUGCUGAUUUUAAAGGAGUAUACCGCUGUUUCUUCACUUUCAAAUGAUCGGACUGCCCUCACAUCUGUCAGUCACACAAUGUCGAAAAACCUCCCGGUACGCUCCUUUAAAUCAGCAGGUUUUCUCCCUAACAGCUGGUAGGAUGAAGUUGCUGUGUUCCUGUGUUUGUGUUAGGAGCUGAUGUGUGUUUCUGUACUCCGUCAGGAUUCUUGUGUUUCAGCUGUUUGGACCCUAAAAGCAGCCUAAAGUGUCACCGUGCUCCUCCACAACCCUGUAAGCCAAUCAUGUAUCUCCCUGCAGAGAGACAGACACUUUGAAUCCUCCCGCCUUUUGCCUUUAAGUGGUUCUGCUUUAACAACACGAUGAUCAACACUCCUGCUGGUUUUGUGACGGCGGGUGGGGGACGGAGCAGCCAGCGGAGCAGUAACCUUCAGCUCCACUUUAUUUUUGUAAAAACUCGAUUCUGUCUGACCUCGUGUUGUAGACUGUCUGAAGCAGCAACGUGUAACUUAAUAAAUCUGAACCUUAUGAAGGAA